UGGCGCAGCGCUCGUCGCGUGCACUUCGAAUGCGCUCCGCGUUCUUUCAUCUCUAUCUUUCUUUUUCUGUAUCUUUUUCUCUCUCUCUCUCUCUCUUUCUCUAACUCGCUUUCUGUGUCGCUUUAUAUAUAUAUAUAUAUACACACACAUAUAUGUAUAUAUAUAUAUACAUAUAUCUCGCUCUCGCUCUAUCAUUCCUCUUUAAUUUUUUAUUUCGAAAAAAACAAAAUAUGUUCGGUCUAACAAUCGUUUUCAUUUCUACGUGUUAAAAAGGAAAUAGAAAAAAGAGAGGUAACGCUUGAAGGAAUUCGUGAAUUUUGUGACACGUGAUAUGAUUAUCGUCUCAGUGCUUGUUUGUGUUCUUAUCAUUCGAUUGCUUCGUUAAUUCUAAUUCGAUUGGAUUGUGAACUUGGCUCGAUGAUUAAUUUAAAAUGAUUCUUCAUUGUUGAAAGGGAAGAAUUUCUAAUUUAUUUCUUGUCCCUCCGUUCGUUUAAACACGACGAUAUAUAUUUGUAAAAGUAAGAUCGUGUAUAAAAGAAAGAUGUUGAAACACGUGUCGGUGUCGCCAUGGAGAGGGCGAGCAGACAGCGUGAGUCUAUCUUCGAGCGGGGGUGCAAGUAGUUGCGGAAGCGGAAGUCCAACCCCUGGUCACACGCCACCACCGUCGAGAGCAUCGUCCUGUGCAUCUUUAGCACCCUUGACCGCUCUCUCGAGUUUUUCUCCGGCUGAUACAGCACCACAACAGACGACUAUAAAGGUGUAUGCAAAUUGUCUACGACCAGAUAUCGAGUACAAAACCCUGAGCAUUACCUAUGAGACAACGUGUCGCGAGGUUGUUCAAAAUUUGUUAAACAAAUAUCGUAUGAGGCACCGUGACCCAAGACUCUUUUAUAUGACCAUGGAAGUUACAGUAAGAAGGGCCAAUGUACGUACAAUUUUGCCACUCGACGAGGACGCCAGACCUGCUGUACUUCAAUCUUGUCAUCCACGAGGCGAUUCCAGAUUUUCUUUACAGACACGUCGUGGCGGUCUUGUGAAAAUAUACGAUAGUGCUCUCAUGUCUGGCUCAAAGUACAAGAGUCUGCUCGUUUCCGAACAGACCACCGUGGACGAACUGAUCCAGAUGUUAUUGAGCUGCUAUAGUUCGAAAGAACGGGUUGAACAAUUUUCUUUAUACGAAGUCUGUGAAGGGGAGGAAUAUCAGAGGAAACUUCAUCCAGAUGAUUCACCUCUUAAAGUUACGCAACGAUGGACGAGCGCGGAUAGACAUUUACGUAUACGACGUAAUCCCGAUUAUAAUCCACACAGGAGAAAGAGUAUGUGGGCGUCGGACUCGAGUAUCAGUAUGGCGAUGUCGCGACUAAAUCUUCAUGGUGAUCAUCGUCAUUAUUCACAGAGCGAAAACAAUAAUCAUCUUCUUCUUCAUCAGCAUACCAAUAACAAUAAUAAUAACAAUAACCUCAAUCACAAUAACAACAAUAAUAACAACAAUAAUAAUAAUAAUAACAAUACGAGUACUACGAACAACAACGUUCACAAGCUCGAACAACAUCAUCACCAUCAUCAUCAUCUAUCGUUGGGUUCGAUCAAUCAACAAUCGAGAAUAGUUGUGGCGCACACAACGCAAUUGCCGCCAUUGCAAUUGUCGCGUGUGCAACAGCAACAACAACAACAGCAACAGCAACAACAACAACAACAACAGCAACAACAAUUGCCUCUGAGUGUCCCUUCAACGCCAAUCUCUUCAAAACAUGUUUCAACAGCUGCUUAUAAUGAUUAUGAAAAUUAUCUCUUUAUAUGAGUGAUCAUUAACGAACGAUCAUGCUCGUUCGUUUCUGUUAAAAUAUACUCUCCUUUCGUAUCCAAUGAAAGAGAUAUAAUAUUCAUGAGAGAUUACGAUGUAGUACAAGAAUUUUUUAAUGUUAAGAAGUUAACGUUAUUACCUGAUUUAUACUUAAAACUCCAUUCUUUAUUUACGUUAGACUUUACACGUAACGCAUUCGUCGUUGUUCCUUAUCAAAGCGAUCUGAGGAAAGAUCUAUCGAUCUUUUCUGUUUCUACCAAAAAAGAAAAGAAAAAGAACAGGAAAAAGAAAAACGUAAGAAGGAAGAAUAAUUGAUGAUUAUCAAAGGACAUGGUCGACGUUCAUUAUGCUACGAAACAAAGAGAAUCACGAUUGUAGUCAGUAGAAGAGAAAAAUUGUACCAAAGGUAGAUCUACGAAAUGAUUAAUAAAAAAAAAAAAAACAAAAAAAAAGAAGAAAAAAGAAAGAAAAAAAAUAUAUAUAUAUAUAUAUGAAUAUAAUAUAGAUGCAUAUUAAAUGUACUAUUGAAUAUUUUGCUUUUAGAGCAAGAUUACGUAUGAAUUUUUUUGAUCGCGAUUAUGUAUUAUGUAUUAUUACUAUUACUAUUAUUAUUAUUAUUAUUAUUAUUAUUAAAUACUAUUAUUAAUAUUAUAAUUAUUAUUAUUAUUAUUAUUAUUAUUAUUAUUAUUAUUAUUAUUAUUAUUAUUAGUAAUAUGUAAUCUUCUUAGGAAGAUUGAUUUUCCGUCGAGUGGUAAACAAUUAGUGCAAGAAUGACGUCAUUUGUAUACCCCGCGAGAUGAUCGCCUAUUUAUUUAUGUUACCCCAGUAAAACAUUUUUCUGUUUUUUUUUUUUUUUUUUUUGUCAAAGUCACUUAAAAAUUUAAAUUAUUCCUAUAUAUAUACACACAUAUACUGUCCUCGACUGUGUCUCUGUAAAAAAAAUCUCGUCGUGCAAUCCGAUUGGACAGUAUCUAAUAUGGGUAUUCCGUACUUGUUGUUAUGUAAAUAAUAAUCAAACAAAUAAUUUCUCCUGAUAGAAUAAUUUUCGAUGAAAAAAACAAAAAGGGGAAAAACCAAAAUCGUGUCUAACAUUUCUUUAUGUAAGUUUUUAAUUAUCGCGUUUUCGUUUUAUUGAGAGACUCGGUGCUGGCGGCGCAUCUUAUUACCAAAGAAUCGGUACGAUAUGUAUAAAUGAAAAUAAACAAGAAAAAAAAAAAAAAGAAAAAGAAGAGAAAAAAAAUGAUAAUAAAAAAAAAGGAAAAAAAAAAACAAAUAAAUACAAUAAAGGAACUGGCAGCCGAGUUAUGUAAUAUGUGCAAGGAUGUACGAAAAAAAAAAAAAGUAACGCGAUUGCACGUAAUCGUAUUCACGCGUUGUAAGUACCUAGAUAAUGUAAAUAAAUUUUUGUAAUGACGUCGUCGUUUGUUAUAUUUUACUACACGAGAGAAUAUAAGAUUAAUAAUUUGUGUCCCUUCCCUCUCGUAAAUAUAUAUAUAUAUAUGAUCUAUUUUAUUCUUACCUUUUCGACAGUGUUGGAAUCGAAAUGUCUGCUUAAAAAGAAAAGGCAAAAAAGAAGAAGAAGAAAAAAAAAGAAAGAAAAAGCGACAAAAAAAGUAAUAAAUUAUACUCAAAUAUUUCCGUGUGAUGAUAAAAAUUUUAUUUACAAAUGCGACAAAUGUAGGAAUUUGGUUAUCGGUAAAAUAUCAGAGAGAGGGAGAGAGAGAGAGAGAGAGAAAAAAAACAGAUUCCGACAUUUUUCUUUGCAUACAUAUAUAUAUAUAUAUAUAUAUAUACAUAUAUAUACAAUAUAUAUAUAUACAUAUAUAUAUAUAUAUGUAUACAAAUAUAUAUGUAUACACAUAUACAUACAAAUUUUCUAUAAUAAAAAAACACCUGCUUCCCCGUCCAAAAGAUAGUCCCUUGUCGAUACAACUCAAUUGACAGGAAAAUAGACUAUAACUGUUAUAUAUCGAUGAUCUCUCGAUCAUUAAUCGAUAAUAAUGCAAUCGUCGUCAUCGUAAUCAUCUCACCGCUCAUCUCUCUCCGAGAUAUCACCGACCUUUAGGAAAGAAUCACUGAGAUGUGUAACAAUAAUAAUAAUCUUUACAUUAAAUACGAUUAAAUUCUAGCUAAUUUGGUAUCUUUUUGUUCUUUUUUUCUUUUUUCUUUUUUUUCUUUUUGUUGCUGUCUUUUUUUUUUCCUUCAUAUAUUUUCUUUUCUUUUCUCUUUUUUUUUUUUUUUUUUUUUUCUUUGCUCUCAAAGGGCUAUGCGGAAUUACAGUAAAUAGAAAUAUUUAUUUCUCAAAGUAAAAGGGAUUUUUCUCUUAUGUUCUUCCAUCCCUUUUUCCUUUCUUCUCCAGUGGGAUCGUUUGUGGGAUAGAUGAUUAGUGUGUGUGUGUGUGUAUGUGUAUGUGCGCGUGUGUUUGUUUUUUUUUUUUUUCAUUUUUUUUUCUUUUCUUUUCAUUUUUUUUUCUUCCAUUCGAAGGGAACGUAUUCGAAAAGGGAUAUACCUGUUUUUUUUUCUUUUUUCGUUCGGUUUUUAGUUUCAAAGGAUAACAUCACAGCAUUGACAUAUCAACAUUGAAACAAUCGAGGCAACGCUCUCUCUCUCUCUCUCUUUCUCUCUCUCUCUCUCUCUCUUUCUUUCUAUCUUUCACUCGCUCGCUCAUAUCAUAAAGAUUUAGUAUAUUCGAUCUAUUUCGAUCCUUACGAAGGAGAGAUUUCGCGAUCUGUGCGUUGCAACGAUCGUACCACUUUUCAUUUUGCUAUAGAACAAUUUACAACAUCUCGUUAAUUAGUCGCCUCAAUUCCAUUUCCGAAUAAACCAUAGCUCUCGCACAUAUUAUACAUACAUGUGUAUUCUCUCUCACUCACACACAUUCUCUCUCUCUCUCUCUCUCUUACUUUCAUUCGCGUUCAUUAUUCUCUUGUUUAUUUUCACGAUCAGAAAUAAUCGUAAUUUAUAAUUCGUUCAUAAAUCCCUCUCUCUCUCUCUCUCUCUCUCUCUCUCUCUCUCUCUCUCACAUACAGUUUCAUUCUCACUUUAUUUAAUCUCUUUUCGAUCUCGGUAUGCAACAACAAUGAAAUAAAUUUCUUUCGUGGAAAACGAAUGGAUAGCUCGUCGUUCGAUCGUCGUUUCAAAUGAUGAUAUCGAUUCGAUCGAUCGAUCGAUCAUCGAUCGAUCGAAUCUCGAACGUGGGAAACAUAUAUAGAAGAUAUAAUAUAUAUUAAGGGAGAUCUUUGAUCCAACGUACCAGCCACACAAGAAAAUUCGCCGAGGACGAUCGAAUGUCCGCGUGCGUGUUGAAAUCAUUAAUGUCCCGAUAAUUCCAUCUUCUUUUUGUUCUUCCAUUUUUGUUCUCGUUUCUAAUUUUACUCAUUUUCCCCACUCCCCAUUCCUUUUUCAUUCUAUUUAAUUAUUUUCGUUAUUUCUAUUACACGCAAUUAAGGACAAUACCGUCCCCGGAGAGAUAACGAUUGAUUCGAAGUGACGAUCUAACGCGCGAGGACGGUUACGGUAUGUAUACAAUGAUUUAUAUUUCAAAUGAUUCAAUUAAUCAAUCGAUUCAUAUCAUUUUACAUUAGAUUCGAUGGUAAAUUCCUUUUUCUUUUCUUUUCUUUCGAUCAAGAAAUCAUUACAAUUUUCUUUUCUUUUCUCUUCUCAUCUCUUCUCUUCUCUUCUCUUCUCUUCUUUUUUUUUUCGCAUUCAACACAUAAUACAACACGAUUAAUAAUCAUUUUAAUAGACAGUAUAAUAUAUGGAGAACAUUUUUAUGAAAUUAAUUAAAUUUUUAUUAUAUUCAACAUAAAA
Molecule: messenger RNA, 5614 nt
Organism: Vespa crabro (European hornet)
Lineage: Eukaryota; Metazoa; Arthropoda; Insecta; Hymenoptera; Vespidae
Gene: rau
Exons: 6
Coding region: 542-1801 (419 amino acids)
Biological process (GO): positive regulation of epidermal growth factor receptor signaling pathway; positive regulation of fibroblast growth factor receptor signaling pathway; signal transduction
Source: RefSeq, a predicted model, not a curated record